This is a messenger RNA of Hyalella azteca, 468 nucleotides long. Its product is annotated as bud site selection protein 27-like. The transcript has a single exon. The coding region runs from base 1 to 468 and encodes 155 amino acids. The record is from RefSeq and is a predicted model, not a curated record. NCBI's taxonomy places the organism in Eukaryota, Metazoa, Arthropoda, Malacostraca, Amphipoda, Hyalellidae.
AUGUUAGACAUCAGAAUAGCGUUCGAGGACCAGCCGGCCAACAGCACCACGUUUGAGAACCACCCGGCCAACAGCACCACGUUUGAGAACCACCCGGCCAACAGCACCGCGUUUGAGAACCAGCCGGCCAACAGCACCACGGUUGAGAACCAGCCGGUCAACAGCACCACGGUUGAGAACCAGCCGGUCAACAGCACCAUGUUUGAGAACCGCCCGGCCAACAGCACCAUGUUUGAGAACCAGCCGGCCAACAGCACCACGUUUGAGAACCACCCUGCCAACAGCACCAUGUCUGAGAACCAGCCGGCACCGGCCAACAGAACCGUAUUUGAGAACCAGCCGGCCAACAGCACCACGAUUGAGAACCAGCCGGCCAACAGCACCACGUCUGAGAACCAGCCGUCUAACAGAACCGUAUUUGCAUAUGCCACCACGUCAAGCUCGGUUCUAUUCACGUGGCUUGCGUAA